AUGGGCGUGGGGCUGCAGCCGCUGGAGUUCACCGAGUGCCUGGCGGACAGCCCGCAUUUCCGUGAAAACUUACAACGCCACGAGAAAGAACUCGAGAGAACUAGUCAACAGAUCAAACGACUUAUCAAAGAAGUUAAGGAUGUUGUGCAGGCUGCUAAACGGCUGGGCGCGGCGCAGCUGGCCCUGGCCAGCAGCAUGGAGCAGUUCGAGUUCGCGUGCAUCGGCGCCUCUAUGACGGAGGACGAGCGCGCCAUCGGCCGCUCGCUGCAGCACUUCGCCCACCUCAUACGGACCGUGGAGGACGAGCGCGAGAGAAUGCUAGGACGCGCUCACGAGCAAAUCAUUCAGCCCCUGGAGCGAUUCCGCAAGGAGCAUAUUGGUGCUGUUAAGGAGGGGAAGAAGAAGUUCGACAAGAAGACUGCCAAAUUCUGCCAAAGUCAGGAGCGGACGCUCUCGCUCUCCACAAAGAAGCCCGAGGCCGUGUUUCAAGAGGCGGACGCCGCAAUGGACAUGGCGGAGCGCGACUUCUGCCAGGCGUCGCUCGAGUACGUUUUCCAGCUGCAGGCGGUACAGGAGCGCAAGAAGUUCGAGCUGGUCGAAACGCUGCUGGGCUUCGUGUUCGGCUGGUGGACCUUCCACCACACGGCUCACGACGUGCACGCGGACGCCGAGCCCCUAGUGCGGGACCUGCAGCUGCGAAUACAGCGGACGCGGAGCAACUUCGAGGAGACGAGCAAACAGACCGAGUCGCUCAUGAAGAAAAUGAUGGAGGUGCGACAGAUGCAUAAAGAGGAGGAGAUAUCGGAGGAGGGCGGUGGCGUAUCGCGCGCUGGAUACCUGUUCCUAAUGGAGAAGAAGGCGUUCGGCACGACGUGGAGCAAGCAGUACUGCUCGUACGAGAAGGAGUCGCGGAUGCUGUCGCUGAUGCCGUACAACCAGAUCAACGUGAAGACGAGCGGGCCGGCGGAGUGCGUGUGCGUGUGCGGCGGGCGCGCCUCCUGCGAGGCGGAGCGGCGCUUCUGCUGGGAGGCCGUGCCGGCGGAGCGGGAGCGCGCGCCGCUCACGCUGCAGGCGCUCGGCGAGCGCGACCGCAACGCCUGGCUGCGCGCGCUCGACGCCGCGCCCGCCCCUCCCGCGCCCCUCCCGCCCCACCCGCCCCACCCGCCCCUCCCGCGCCCAGACGACGCCGUGUGCGCGCUCGACGAGGCGGGCUUCGCCUUCGUACGCCGCCUCAUCGCCGUGCUGGAGGCGAGGGGCCUCGAGGAGCAGGGCCUCUACAGGGUGGCGGGCGUGGCGUCGAAGGUGGCGCGGCUGGUGGCGGCAGCACGGGGCGGCGUGCCGGCCGAGCUGGCCGAGCCGGCCGACUGCGAGAGCAAGACGCUCACCUCGGCCCUCAAGAGCUACCUGCGCGCGCUGCCCGAGCCGCUGCUCACCAGGCGCCUGCACGACCAGUUCCUCGCCGCCGCCAAGCGCGAGCGGCGCGAGGAGCGCGUGGCGGCGCUGCACGCGCUGCUGCUGGCGCUGCCGCCCGACAACCGCCGCAUGCUGCGCCUGGUGCUGCGACACCUGCGCAACGUGGCGGCGAAGAGCGAGAAGAACCUGAUGACGGCGUCCAACCUGGCGGUGUGCUUCGGGCCCACGCUGCUGCGCCCCGAGCGCGAGACGGUCGCCUCCAUCCUGGAGCUCAAGUUCUGCAACGUGCUGGUCGAGACGCUGCUCGAGCACUGCGACGCCCUCUUCGACCCGGCGCCGCCCCCCGCCCUCGCCGCCCCCCAAGCGCCCCACGCCCCCCAAGCGCCCCACGCCCCGCUCAGGGCGCCCCACAACGGCCUGCUCAGAACUUCUCCGACAUCGCUUCCUGUGACAGCGCGCACUGACGUUAUGUCCGGCGCGACGUACGCCCCCCACCAGCAGUCGCUGCUGCAGCACUUCGCGCCCUCGCACGCCCUGAUGCCCGCCCACAUCGCGCACCGACCCGCGGCGGGCCGCUGCAGCAGUAGUUCCGAAUCCGUGUCCAGCCACAGCGCGUCACCACCACCCCCGAGAUAUACGCGGGUGCGCACGCUGUACGCGUGCCUGGGCGAGAGCGAGGGCGAGCUCUCGUUCGAGCCGAACCAGAUCAUCACGAACGUGGCGCCCUCCGGGGAGCCGGGCUGGCUGCGCGGCUCGCUCGACGGCCGCAGCGGCCUCGUGCCCGAGAACUACGUCGAGCCGCUGCCC
This is a messenger RNA of Iphiclides podalirius (scarce swallowtail), 2220 nucleotides long. NCBI's taxonomy places the organism in Eukaryota, Metazoa, Arthropoda, Insecta, Lepidoptera, Papilionidae. The record is from the annotation of a GenBank genome assembly.